Messenger RNA from Acanthochromis polyacanthus (spiny chromis), 1448 nucleotides. RefSeq lists its product as uncharacterized. Bases 110 to 1315 code for a protein of 401 amino acids. NCBI's taxonomy places the organism in Eukaryota, Metazoa, Chordata, Actinopteri, Pomacentridae. The transcript has 8 exons. The record is from RefSeq and is a predicted model, not a curated record. Gene Ontology annotation, biological process: regulation of telomere maintenance via telomere lengthening; telomere capping. Gene Ontology annotation, cellular component: shelterin complex. Gene Ontology annotation, molecular function: telomeric repeat DNA binding.
AACCUAUUUUUCACAACAUCCGUUCAACCCGGAAGUUGUUUCUCUGCUCAAUACCAUGAAUGCAAAAGUGAGAUUUGGUUCGGUGUUUUGACGAUUUUAGACUUCGAAAAUGGCGUGGAAGUGCAAAGGCUCUGCUCUCCCACCAGCCUCCUUACAGCUGCUGGUCCCUCCGGUGAGGCUUCUGUCCGCCUUCAUGUGGCAGGUGGUCCAGCAGCACAGCGUGAUGCAGUACGACAAGCUGGUAGACUUCAUCAGUCUGGUCACUGAGAUGGUUCCUGAGCUGCUGAGUCCCAGUCAGAGGGCUCAGCUCAUCCUGGGCCUAAGAGCCAGGCUGGUUCUGGAGCUUUGUCGUGGCGAUGGAGUCGCCAACCUGCCGACCAUCCAGAGCCACCUCGAUAAAAUCCACACCUGCAGCGCUGAACUGAGCUCCAGUGAUCAGAUGGCCAGUGCUGAUCUACUGAAGAACUCUUACAGCAACUUUGCCAGCCUGGUGCAGAACAUUUUGAACGUUCCUUUUGAAAAGGAGUUAUUUUUCCAGGAGGUUUUUCCUGCAAACUACGGUUCUGCUUACAACCAAAAGAUCCAGCAGCUUGUGUCUGUGUUUCUGUCCAGACUGGAACAGCUGCUGCCGAUACCAGACCUGCAACAGACAACAGCUUGGCUCACUGAAACAUCCGUUUCAGAGGAAUUGGGACAACAUUUGUCUGAACCUGUUGCCCUAAAGUCUCUGCUGCUUCAUCACAAACAGAUGGGAACUCUUAGCUCAGCUUGGUCAAGCAGUGAGGAGGAUGUAAUUCUGUCCACACUGGCCCUCCCAUCUCAAACUGGAGUGGAGAGAUUCACCGAGCCGUACAGUGAGGAGGAGGAUGAUGAUGAUGAUUAUGAUGAUGAGGAAGGAGCCCUGGCGUUGGAGGAUUUAGAAGAAGACUCAAGUCAAAGCUCAGAUGUCCCCACAGAUGAUUGGCUGCCAAAGAAGAAAUCAGGACCGCUACCCCGUUUAUUCAUCUGCCCUCAGUGUUCGUUCACACACCGCGUAAAGAGGAAGGUCCAGGAGCACAUCCAGACUGAGCAUCACGCAACGGCUCCCAAUCAGAAAAAGAAAUGUGUGAAAAAAGCUGGAAGAAAGACUCUGCAGAAAAGUCACGACUUGAAUGCUGCAAAAGCAAAAGUAGAAAGAAACUCAGAGACACAGAGGAAACGCAAACAGAAAGACGGUGUUGAUAAAAAGAGGGAGCGUAAGCAGAAGAAAGACAACUUGGAAACAAGGAACGACGGAGACGGAAAGAGCCAACGGGGGAAGACAAAAGGUUUCUGAGCACACGGCCUGUGAACAAAAACUUCACCGAGAAGAAACCAAAUGCCCGACGUGCGAAAAGGUGUUUGAACAUCCAAAUCAACUGAAGACCCACAUGAAGCUCCACGGCUUCCGGUACCGCUGCAGCCAAUGC